CAUUAUUUCAAUCUAUUUUACAUAGAAAACAGAAGUCAUCCAGACUAAUCAUUCUUUCCUUUUCCUCUAUAAAAAGCACUUUUUUCGUUUUUCAUUUUUCAUUUUUCUGUCUCCUCAGGAGUCUCAAAUCAUCUCACCUUUCGAACCACCAUGGCGGCGGCGGCGGCCACCGCAGCCUCUCUCUUUAGAGUAGUCAUCCGCCGCGAGACGACGACAUCGCCAUUAGCCGGGAAGAAACACCGGUCCUCCGUCCGGAUCCCGCGCUUCGCCGUGUCCGUUGACCGGCCUCCGGCGCCGACGUCUGCGGUAACAACGUCGCCGGAGAAAACAAAUCCGGUGGUGAAGCGAGAAGAGGAAGGAGAAAGAGCCGUUGACGCGAAGGUGAAAGAGGAAGAAGAGGAGAGCAAGAACAGAAGCGUGUUCAGCGGUAUGAAGCGGUUUCUGGAAGAAUCGAAGGUGAUAAUCGACGAGGAAAAGGAAAACGGUGGUGGUGGAGCGCCGCGGUGGUUCUCGCCGCCGGAUACGGUGGAUUGCAGCGGUUCUUGGCAAAUGGAGGAUCCGCCGGUGUUACUCUACUUACCGGGGAUUGAUGGCGUGGGACUUGGACUUACUUUACAUCAUCAGAAACUCGGAAGGAUUUUUGAUAUAUCAUGCAUGCAUAUUCCAGUGGCCGAUCGAACACCAUUUACAGACCUCAUGAAAAUAGUUGAAAGUAGAGUCAAGUCAGAGCAUCAACGUUCACCAAGGAAACCCAUAUAUCUUGUUGGAGAAUCUUUAGGAGCAUGCCUUGCGCUUGCUGUUGCAGCCCGCAACCCAGAUAUCGAUCUUGUACUGAUUCUAGCAAAUCCAGCUACUUCAUUCAGCAGGUCACAGUUGCAACUUCUAAUACCAUUAAUGGAGGUUCUUCCUGACCCACUCUCACUUGGCCUGCCUGAACUUCAGAGUUUGAUGCCAGGCGACUCUGAGAGGAUGGAAUUGGGUAAUUUGUUGAAAGGACUUCCUCUACAAAAUACAACAAAAGAGUUGAUGGAGGAUUUUAUUAAUUUCUCACCAUCUCUGCCUGCUCUUGCUGAUAUAUUACCAAAAGAAACACUUCUGUGGAAACUAAAGCUGCUUAGAUCAGCUUCUGCAUAUGCCAACUCACGCCUUCAUGCUGUAAAAGCUCAGACUUUGAUACUAUCCAGUGAAAAAGAUGAAUUACUACCUAGCAAAGAGGAAGGUGAAAGGCUACGUAAGUUAUUAGCUAACUCUGAGCUACGUAAAUUUGCAGACAGUGGACAUUUCCUAUUCCUGGAAGGCAACAUUGACCUGGUAACAGUCAUCAAGGGAACUUCUUUCUACCGCCGUGGCAAGAAGCAUGAUUAUGUAUCAGAUUAUAUACCGCCAACGCCUACGGAAUUCAAAGAAGUACUGGAAUCUUACAGGCUAUUGAACAUUCUGACAAGUCCUGUAAUGUUGUCAACUUUGGAGGAUGGAACAAUUGUAAAGGGCCUUGCUGGACUUCCUUCAGAGGGACCUGUUAUAUAUGUUGGGUAUCACAUGCUGCUCGGAAUUGAACUCGGUCCAUUAGUUUCUCGAAUUUUGACCGAAAGAGAUAUCCUUGUUCGAGGGAUAGCUCAUCCAUUGAUGUUUAGGAGAAAUGAUGCUGGACUAUUGCCAGAUUUAGCUUCUUUUGAUUCUUUCAGAGUUAUGGGUGCUGUUCCUGUUGCUGCAACUAACCUAUUCAAGCUUUUGUCUUCCAAGUCUCAUAUCUUAUUAUAUCCUGGAGGGAUGCGCGAGGCUCUUCACAGGAAGGGUGAAGAAUACAAGUUAUUCUGGCCUGAACAAUCUGAGUUUGUUAGAAUGGCAGCUCGAUUCGGAGCUAAAAUAGUACCUUUUGGUACUGUUGGAGAAGAUGAUCUUGCUGAGGUUGUUCUUGAUUAUGAUGACUUGGUCAACAUUCCUUUAUUCAAGUCUCUAAUAGAGAAGCUCACAGCUGAGUCUAUCCCUUUGAGGACUGAUGCUACUGGUGAGGUGGCAAAUCAACAAGUACAUAUGCCUGCAUUCUUGCCUAAAGUUCCUGGCCGUUUCUAUUAUUAUUUUGGAAAACCAAUCGAAACUGAAGGUAGGAGACAUGUGCUGAAAGACAGGGAGAAAUCUAAUGAACUAUAUUUACAAGUGAAAUCCGAGGUUGAGAAAUGUUUGGCUUAUUUAAAGGAGAAAAGAGAAAGUGACCCUUACAGAAACAUAGUGCCUCGGCUAUUAUACAAGGCCGAACAUGGUUUUGAUGCUGAAGUUCCAACUUUCGAAAUUUGAAUGUUGGAAAACCAAACCUGUUGGUGUCUUUUCUUUCUUUCUUUCUUUCUUUUGUUUUUUCCCUCCUCUUUUAAUUGGUUAGAUGUGCAUUCCCCUAUGUAAAAUGAAAAUGAAAUCAUCCAUUUUUCUUUUUCCUUUUUGAUAGAACAGUGCAAUAAUUCUUGGUUCAAAUCAAUAAGAGGUGAAUGCGGGUUUCACGAAUAUAAUAUAAU
Arachis duranensis is the source of this 2507-nucleotide messenger RNA. Its product is annotated as phytyl ester synthase 2, chloroplastic. The record is from RefSeq and is a predicted model, not a curated record. The transcript has 14 exons. Lineage: Eukaryota; Viridiplantae; Streptophyta; Magnoliopsida; Fabales; Fabaceae. Bases 151 to 2295 code for a protein of 714 amino acids. Gene Ontology annotation, cellular component: membrane.